AUGGACGCGGUGAAAGCUAAAAAAUUAGGUCUCAGCUUACAAGUGCAAGAUUUAUCGACGAAAAAUGAGAGGAACCAGCGUAUUGCGUAUAGAGCCAGUAGAAUGAACACAAUGAUGGCACAGCUAAAACAGACGUUAAAAAGGAAAAACCGAAAGUUAAGGAUCUUGACAAACAAUUUAGCAGCGAUGAAAGACGAAAUAGAAACAUUGUGUUUGCACAUUUACAAAAUGGAUUCGAUGCUAGUCACGACGACAACAUCAAUGGAACAUGUUUUGAAAUUGAACGAAGUUGACCAAUCCUUGAGCAAGUACAAGGGUAAUGUUUACUACACAUUUGUAGCGAAUUUAUACAAGCUAUUCGUUGCUACCAAGUUGAGGAAAGUAGAAAUCAGAGGUUUUGACUCGUGA
Macrosiphum euphorbiae (potato aphid) is the source of this 408-nucleotide messenger RNA. Lineage: Eukaryota; Metazoa; Arthropoda; Insecta; Hemiptera; Aphididae. The record is from the annotation of a GenBank genome assembly.